AGAAAAGGGGCUUUUUUUGCGUCUUUUGUACAUUCUUCGUCUCAGAAUGAAAAUUUUUCAUUUGAAUUGAGCUCGAGGUCUCCUUUGCGCCUUAACAUUACGUGUAAGCUAUCAGCCGAAUCCGUUCUUGAUAUUUUUUGUGAAGAGGUGUCCGUCGCGUUCGCGGCAACAGGAUAGAAAAUGCAAAUGCGAAAAAUGUUGUUCUCCUGCUUCUCGUGGUUCCUUGUUCUGUAUUCGUCGAGGGUGAGCUUCGGCUUAGCAAAGGAAGAGACCGCGGUAGGUGGAGUUCACCAGGAGGAAGAGAAGAUAGCCAGAGAUGUCAUCGCGAAGAAUCCGAUUCUUUUUAUUGGCGGGAUGGGUGCUUCGACGAUAGACGCUACAUUAGAUAAGAAAGACGUUGUGCAUCCGUUUUGUUGGCACCAAGCGGAAAACUACACAGUUUGGCUUUCCGUGUCGAGUCUUUUGCCUGGGGUCUCGGAUUGCUUUCUCGAUAACUUCAAAUUGCGGUGGAAAAAGAAUGCUGGAUCUUCAACAGCAGUUUCACCAGUUUCAUCAGAUUCCUCAGAGGAUGUUGACGAAGCCCAACAAGAAGCCCCUCUGAUUCUCGAUGAGACGGAAGUGCAGCCCUACAUGCAGCACGAUAGGAUUCCUGUGGGGACAGCUUCGCUAUCUGACGGACUGGUAAAGUCCUUGUGGGAUAAGUUUGCUGAUGUGGCGACCUCAAAGUUUGGCUACGACUCUCCUCGACAAAUGAACAAUAUAUUAAGGCUGCUCCUGGUGUUGAAAAUGUUCACUGACGUCCUUGAAGAAGCUUGAUUAUCGCAGCUCCCUUGUAUAUGAGUCGUGUGCGUCGUCGUCGUUGAUCCAUGCAGAAUCUCUAGUGAAAUCUCGAAGAUGAAGUAACUUUCUACUCCGCAUCUCGGUCUUAGUACUUACUUACCUCCUAAACAAUCUUCGUCUUUUCAAGAAGUUGUGCAGGUCUCGCUCUCCUUAAGCAGGACGUCUAAAUCAAGUCUACGACUUCCGAAAGUCUCCGCGAGAAUGGCUCCCAGAUGGAACGUUUGCGCGUGUGAAGGCCAAUAUUGAGCGAUACGUUGACGAAUUCAACAAUGGAAAGCCAGCAUUGCUAGUGUCCUUGAGUGAAGGCAGCAACUUCGUGCAUCAGUUCUUGAGCUUGUAUAUAGGAAGUGGUCAACAACGAGACGGAGAUGAACAAGGAGGUGGGCGAGAAAACGGAGAUAAUGAUAAAAGAACGAUUUGGGGUGACGCAUGGCGGAGAAAAUACGUAGUGCAUUGGCUUUCGCUGUCAGGGCCCUUUGGUGGAACACCGGAAUUGACACGGGUUGCCUUUUUUCCACAACCGAUUGAUGUUUUUGCGGCUAGAUCAACAAAUAAGUUUUUGUCGCAUGCUGCAGCUACUCGUAUGUUGUCACAACUGCUCGUUCAUGUACAAUUGCAGCGAUUUGAAAAACAUCGUGCUGGAACGCCUGCCGCUAGGCACAUUCAUUCACUCACUCAAGUAAGUACUCAGCUGCGUGGUUUAAGGAUGAGGCUUUAUUGCACCAUGCGGCUCCUCUAAUCUCCACCAUUUACCGCAACUCUUGGCUUACAUCAAGCUUCGCGAUCUGCGCGACCUCUCAGUCUCAUUUCCGUCGACGCUGUUGGGUAUGCCCAGUUAUUUUGGAGAAGACGAGGUCAUGCUAGUAGGGCCCGCACCUAGUACUACUGGUGAAGACGAAGGAACUGCAGAAACCGGCCAAAGUAAAGACGAUGCUUUAACAUCAAGUAUCAAAGGGGUCCUCACACGACGACCUAGUCCCAACAAAUCGCGAUGGGAAACGAAUACUAGAACAAAAACUAUAACAGCAAAAAGACAGAGCACCAAGAAGAGGGGAAAGGAGUAUACACAACUAAACAUCGUUGACGCAUUUCGAGAUGCUGGGCAACCACAAACAGCAGAAUUGUAUGAAAUGCAGCAUGCGUAUCGGUUUGACUCCCUUGCGGCACCGCAGGUACCCGUCACGUGUGUAUAUGUUAUGAAUGAACAAGUAGUCCUCUUUGGAAUGACAAUGACAAUGAUUCACCUUCGUUAAUUUGAAGGCUCCUGGAGCACGAAGUUACUUUGAUUUUGAAGAUCUGGGAACAACAAAGAUAAGUUCUCCACUAGACAAGGAGGAACAAAUAAAGGGUUUUUUUAGAAACUCACAUGAAGAUCGACCUAAAAAAGAAGUACUUCUAGACGAGUAUGGUACUAGUCUGAUGUUCUCCUCGGCUCUGCAUCCGCUAAGUCUCGUAUCGGAACUCCGACGUUGAAGAAUAUGACGUAUGGAAGCGGGUGGGAUCGAGAGGCUACGGAUUUCGGUUACGAAGAUGGUGACGGCGUCGUACCAGCUCGAAGUCUUCGACUUAUGGCUUCUGAUUCCUUUAUAGACUUUUUUUCGAGUUUUUUUGAACCAAAUUGAUGAAGACGAGCAACUACUUAUUUUUUUACACUAGUUCACUCGUCAGUCGUGAAACACCCAUGAUGUUGUUGUAGUAAGUCGUAAGUCCCUGUCUCGUCCUAAACAAGAACAUACCGCAUGUUGACACUGAUGUUGCUUCAGCAGGGUCUAACAGAAGAUGCCAAGAAUGGAGCCACCAGGAGAACCAGCCGCACAUUACCAUGUUUGCCGUGGAGUUAUGAACAAUCAAGACGUAUUUUUAUUUUUUCAAUCUCAGUAACCAAAUGAAAAUAGAAAUAACACAAGGAUAUAGCUCAACUUUCCUGAGUCAACUAAAGUCUACUAUGUUGCCGCAAGUAGAACAAAAUUGUUAUUUUUUCAAUCUAGCUACAUCCUGCUUGUUCGUUCCUUCCAGGUAUUUUUUAAUGUCUUGCUUCAUCAUCGUUUCCAAGGUCUAUUCUUAUUUCUCUAAGAUGAGGAGCAGCUCAUGGUGACCCUCUACAUCGACAUGAGGUGCUGAAAGUCUUCGAAGACUUACUUGCGGAUAUUUCCAAGAAGAACGUUGACGAAGAGGAGGUGUUUAUUUAAGUAGUUCAUCAAAAGAAGUUUUAAUGAAUAUGAACCGUUGCGUGAUAUUUUUGAGUUGUGAGUUUCUCGGUGUGGUCGCUGCGGAUCAUUCUUGAGAGUCGUUCUGAACAUGGACUUGUCGUUCCUGAUAUCUUCACACAUGUUUUAGCUUUUUUUUGACUGUGGGUGAAUGACAUUGACAUGAGGAUAAUGGAUGACUCUGACUACUGCAAAUGUUAACAAGCAUCAACCGUCGGGUGAUGUUUCUGUUUUCACCGACUCGCUUUUAAUAUAGACCACCUCAUCGUACGACAAUGUCCGAAGAUCUUAGUCGUUGUACAGCUACAGGACUAGUAGUUGUAGAUCUUCUACAUCCAG
Molecule: messenger RNA, 3386 nt
Organism: Amoebophrya sp. A25
Lineage: Eukaryota; Dinophyceae; Syndiniales; Amoebophryaceae
Source: the annotation of a GenBank genome assembly